AAACUUCGUCUCAAAAACAAAACAAAACAAAACCCAAUUUAUCAUCAGUGGUCACCUCAGAGCACCUGAAUUCAGUCCUUUAAGUGCAAGUAGGAUGCAGAAUUCUGGAAGGGCCAGUAAGUGUGUGGCUCCUUGGGGAAGCGCGAUCCAAGAGUUUACUAACCUAGGCACGGUACUCCAGAGGCGUACCCUGCGGCAGUCGCCAAAUUCUCUAAGCCUAAGAAUUCUUCAAGGCCAGUGUCAUGUCCACUAGAGACCCAGGAGUCAAGACCAUCAGGCACUGAGGAAGACGCCCCCAGCAGGGGCUGCGCAGGCGCGUGUGGCCCGAAAGGGCCCAGGCGUUCCGCGCUGCGCAGGCGCAGGAGCGGCUCUGGCUAGUCCCGACAGCGGCGCCGGUGACUGAGGGGCCGGGACGUGGCGAAGUGGUGGCGGCGGGCGGCAAAGGAGCAGCCAUGAGGGCCGGGCCCAGUCACCGACCGAGCUUUUGGUCGCCUCUUCUUUUCCGCUUAUUUCAGAGAAUGAUCGCGAGGGGAGGGUGGUGGAGGAUGAAAGCUCUGUUGGAGCUGAAGAAGCCACCUCUGAACCAGGCAGAGGAAGGGUGCUGAGGAGUCAUGGAAGAGUUUUUAAACCAGUGUGAGCCACUGCCCCAUGUUGUGUUGAUGCCGGUCUGCCAUGCUAGCCUGUCUACCAGGGCCAGGUGACCUGUCCUUUCAGCUUCUUUCUCACACGCAGAUGAACACUGGACUUCAGAAAUGGGACACUACACAGAAAAUGAGAACUGCUCACUACCCUACCCCAGCCGAAUUGGAUGCAUAUGCUAAGAAGGUCGCAAACAACCCACUGACUAUAAAAAUCUUCCCCAACAGUGUGAAGGUUCCCCAGCGGAAACACGUUCGUCGUACUGUGAACGGCCUCGACACAUCAGCCCAGCGCUACAGCCCCUACCCGACACAGGCUGCCACCAAGGCAGGCCUGCUUGCCAUUGUCAAAGUGCCAGCCAAAAGCAUACUCAAGGACUUUGACGGCACCCGAGCCCGGUUGCUCCCUGAGGCCAUCAUGAACCCCCCAGUGGCACCAUAUGCUACUGUGGCACCCAGCACUUUAGCCCAUCCCCAGGCCCAGGCUCUGGCCCGCCAGCAGGCCCUGCAGCAUGCACAGACCCUGGCCCAUGCCCCUCCCCAGACGCUGCAGCACCCUCAGGGUAUCCCGCCACCCCAGGCACUGUCCCACCCUCAGAGCCUCCAGCAGCCUCAGGGCCUGGGCCACCCUCAGCCCAUGGCCCAAACCCAGGGCUUGGUCCACCCUCAGGCCCUGGCUCACCAGGGUCUCCAGCACCCCCACAAUCCCUUGCUGCAUGGAGGCCGGAAGAUGCCAGACUCAGAUGCCCCCCCGAAUGUGACCGUGUCUACCUCAACUAUCCCCCUUUCAAUGGCGGCCACUCUGCAGCACAGCCAGCCCCCGGACCUGAGUAGCAUCGUGCACCAGAUCAACCAGUUUUGCCAGACGAGGGCAGGCAUCAGCACUACCUCAGUGUGUGAGGGCCAGAUCGCCAAUCCCAGCCCCAUUAGUCGCAGUCUGCUCAUCAAUGCAAGCACCCGGGUGUCGACCCACAGCGUCCCCACACCAAUGCCUUCACGUAUGGUCAAUCCCAUGGAGCACACCCAUGCGGCCACUGCCGCGUUGCCUGCUGCAGGUGCUGUCAACCUGCCCACAGGCAUCUCUCGCGCCCCCACUGGCUACCCUAGCGACUUCAAGCCAGUCACCUGGAACCAGCACCAGCUGGCCCACCUACAACAGAUGUGCAGCGAGGCUGGCGGGACGCCAGCCCCUGGCCUGACAGGCAAGCAUGCAGCAGGACGCGAGUUGGCAGGGCCUGGCUUUGUGGGCAAGGCCCCCGCCUACCCGCAAGAACUCUGCCUGGCGCCGUCCUUCCAUCUGAAGCCACCCCUGGAAAAGCCGACCCCAUCCCCACCAGUCAACGGCAUGGCAGCCCCAUUGGCCUACCCCAAUGGUCACUACUUCCAACCCCUGUGGAACAACAUUCUGCCCACUCCCAAUAGCGACAGCUCGGGGUCUCAGGACCUCGCCAUGCCGUUCCACGGUGGGCAGCCCACAGGUGCACCCCUCGACUGUGCGGCAGCUCCCGGGGCCCACUACCGAGCAGGGACCGGGGGCGGUCCAGUGGCAAGCCAGAACAGCUUGAUGCAGACAGUGGAUUACCUAAGUGGGGAUUUCCAACAGGCCUGCUUCCGAGAACAGAGCCUGGCCAUGCUGAGCAAGGCCCACCGAGCCCCUGGCAACCGAGCCCCCGAUCCCACAGAGAGUCGAAGUCUUCAUAUCCAGCACCCAGGGUAUAGAUAGGUAGCCCUGCUGCCCUCCACGUGCAACACAUCAUACAUCACCCUCCUAGGCUUAGUCUUUUAAGUAACUGGAUAGUUCCAAGGUUUCACUGCUCCAGUGUGAUCAUUCUUAGAUGUCUAAGAAAGGGAAUUUGGUGGGAUCUAACUGGGGACAGAAGGGGUCCUCUCAUCCUCCCCUCCAGCAACUUUUGGUUUUAUGUUAGAAGCUAACCGCAAGCUCAGGCUUUUCUCUCCACUGACUGCCUGUCAGCUAUUCUCCCCACCUUGGCCAUUUCCAGCCAGCUCCCAGCCAUCUUUUCUUGAACCUCUUCCUGUUUCCCUUAGGAUGACUGAGGUGUGGGCUGAGGGAAUGCCCUAGUUGAGGUAGUGGAGGUGCUCAGGCCCCUAAGCCAGACCUCUACCUGUUGCUACUGCCCUUCCCCUCCCCCCAGGACUAAGAAGCAAGAUUUCCCAAGUGCUCUGAAAGCUAAUUCCUUAUUCACCCAAAGAUCUCAAAUCAAAGCUGAUCCAGUCUUCAUGUCCUUCCAGUUCCUUUCCAUUCCUUAAGGCUUUGUUUUGUGUCUAUAUUGAUCCCACAGCCACUGCACUUGGCCAUGCCACACUUGAUCUCAAGGGCAUCUUGGAAGUAUUUGACCGUUUCGUGAGAUAUGGGGGAAAAAAGUCUUUUAGUGGCAUCUGGUUCCAGACUCCCCUUUCCAGACCUAGAAAAAUACAACGUACCCAAGUAUACCCAAGAUCCCUUUCUUACUGUUGCCUGUCCCCUAACUCACCUGCCUACAGCCCCUAUCCUUUCCCCUUCAACAAAAACAAAACCUACCUUGAGGAAUUAGGUAGGUAAGGAAUGAUCACAUUGGAGUUUGGGAUUAAAAACACCAAAAAAAAAAAAAAAAAAAAAAUUUGGUUCUCUCUACACUGGCUAAGAAUAUUGCUCUACACUGUAAUUUUAAAUGUUACGUUUCUGUAUGAAUGUAGUGUGGGUUUGAGUAGCAUUGUGUGUGAGUGGCCCCACAGGUACAUUCACCCUCUAGUGCAGCCCCUCAGUUUAAUGAAGAAAAAAAAAAAAAAAAAAAACACAAAGCCUUAAGCUCUUUGAAUACUUCCUUUACCAAAUGAGCAUGGUUCUAACACCUGGAGAUGGGCCUACAUUGGAAACAGCCCCUCCUGCCCUCUGUCCAUUCUUAGAGCAUACCUUCAUCCACUCCAUGCUCAGCACGUCUCAUCCCAAGCGACAGUUGGCUAGAAACACGUUUCUGUGAUUUUAAGUUUAGAUUGUUUUGUUACAAAUUUUUGCACCCUUCUGUUAAAGAUCAGAAUGGGCUUCUUUAUUUUUCACAGAUGAAAUAAGCCCUCACCUUUCCUCUUGUCUCUGGUAAAUGUCAGCUGAUGGUUCUCAUUUAAAGUUUUGCAUUUUGUUUACUAUCUACUACUGUUCGUUAGCCAGAAAUUCUCUAGUGAUCUGGAGCAAUGUGACUGAAGACCAGUUUUUAAGUUAUGUGUUGGCAAGUUGCCUUAUAUUUAAAAGGAAAAAGGAAAAAAAAAAAAAAAAAAGCCUGAUUGUGUUAUGCCAAAUGAUAGCAACAUGAAGUCCUAAUUUAUUGUUCCCAAUUGUUUUUCUGCUGUCUGUGAACACUGGUACCUCCCUGUCCUGAGCCCUCAGGAGCACCUGCAGCUUCUAGCUCAAUGCCUUCUCCCAAGGUGUUGGCCACCACCUCACCCCAGGGCCCUCUUCCAGUUCCUGCUUUUCUGAGUCAGAUUUAAAGAGCACCACUGUCUUUCCCCAUCCCUUGCUUGAUCUCCAAAACAGAUACUCUUGGCUGUAUUUUUUUUUCCUCCCCAGUACCUCUCCCUGAAAGGUGAGCUGCCAUCUUAGGAAAUUGGACCAGACACCAACUUGGGGGCUUUAAGUCAAACAACCUCAAACCCAUCUCUUCCUGUGUAGGGGUGCAAGUCUUUAAAACUCUCACUCCCGCCCCUAGUCUGCAUGGAAAAUGUACUGUGAUCCCCUUGCCCCUACUGCCCUCGCCUUUGGUGUGAGAUAUUCCCUCUAUCGGAGUUCAGCCUGAGUCCCUCUCCCCUCUGCCAGCCAACCCCCAGCCAGCAAUAAGGGUCCAAGCCAGGGCCUCCUUCCACACUCCCUGUCUCCAUCCCACACUACCCGAGGGAAUACCUGGAUUCCCCACUCUGUCCACAUACUGUAGCAUUCAUUCUCCAUCUCUCACCUCACCUGUGGUGGUUUAUGGGUGUGAUGGGGUUUUUAAGAUUAUUAUAAACCAGUAAAAGGAAAAAAACCU
Messenger RNA from Piliocolobus tephrosceles (Ugandan red Colobus), 4651 nucleotides. RefSeq names its product family with sequence similarity 222 member B (gene FAM222B). The coding region runs from base 673 to 2361 and encodes 562 amino acids. The record is from RefSeq and is a predicted model, not a curated record. The transcript has 5 exons. NCBI's taxonomy places the organism in Eukaryota, Metazoa, Chordata, Mammalia, Primates, Cercopithecidae.